AUGGCCGUCAUCCAAGAUGGUGGACCAUCUCAGCAUGUUCGAAAAAGAAAAUCAAAUGCCAACGUGAAAUCGAAUCCAAUUCCAAAUUCUGAUCCUAAUUCUGACUCCAGUUCCGAGUUGAUCAAAAAUGGUAAAUCUCAAGCUUUAAUGAAGAUUAACGCUGUACCAACUGAACAUGGUCAAGAGAUGGACAAACAGCUUGAUGAGCAUCAAGAAUACGAAUUCGGAGGUCCUGUUGGUGUCGUUGCUAUGAUGGUUGGAUUCCCUCUUCUCAUGUACUACCUUUGGAUCUGCCUGUGGUUUUACCGUGGGAAAUUCAUCUAUCCUACCUCCUUAGGCGAUGUUCGGCCAUUCCUAAACAAGAUGGGACAACAUAUAUACGAGGGCGCCUACCCUACUAAAUUCGCUUGGAUUACAUACUGUGGUCUUACAGCUAUUCAGCUAUUCUUUGCAGCUGCUCUUCCUGGUCUCGCUCAAAACGGUCUCCCUGUUCCUUCUUUAGGGUAUAAAGCACUUCCUUACCACUGUAACGCCCUUUACUCCUGGUACGCAACAUUGAUCCUAUCAUAUGUCUUACACAAGACAGGUAUCUAUAGAUUACCUUGGAUCAUCGAAAACUAUGGUCAGAUCAUGACUGUAGCCUUGAUAGUCUCGUUCUCUGUAUCAAUCAUCAUUGAUUUAGCAGGCAGAUUCUUCCAUUACGGUGGUAAACCAUUAAGGUUAUCAGGAAAUAUCAUUUAUGAUCAUUUCAUGGGUAUAUCACUCAAUCCAAGAUUAGGAAGAAUCGAUCUCAAAAUGUUCGCUGAGGUUAGAGUACCAUGGGUACUAUUAUUUUUAAUAUCCCUUUCAGGUGUAGUCAAACAAUACGAAGAAUUGGGAAGAGUCUCUUAUAAUAUGUGGCACAUGCUUUUAGCAACUGGAUUAUACAUGAACGCAUGUGCAAAAGCUGAACAUAUGAUUCCUCAAACAUGGGAUAUGUUCCAUGAGAAAUUCGGCUGGAUGUUGAUCUUCUGGAAUAUGGCUGGAGUUCCCUUCACAUAUUGUUAUCCUACGAUUUACAUGGCAAGAGCUCCUGCUUCUACAUAUGAAUUCCCAUUAUGGGGUAACAUUGCAAUGUUCGUCACACUCGUUACGUUCUAUUACAUAUUCGAUUGUGCAAUGGCUCAAAAAUCAAAUUUCAAGAUGCAUGAACAAGGUGAACACAAUCCAAGAAAAGCAUUCCCCGUCUUACCUGGAUCCGAUCUCAAGAACCCUACAUAUAUUCAAACUAAACAUGGAAAUAAACUCUUGACGAGUGGAUUAUGGCAAUAUGCUAGAAAGAUCAAUUAUACCGCAGAUUGGAUCCAGGCUUUCACCUGGGGUUUAACUGCAAGUUUCAAUACUCCAAUCACAAUGUUUUACCCUAUCUUCUUCUUUGCAGUCUUGGUACAUCGUUGCGGAAGAGAUUUCGCUAAAUGUUCAAGAAAAUAUGGUGAAGAUUGGGAAGAAUACUGUAAAGUCGUCAGAUGGAAAUUCAUUCCUUACGUCUAUUAG
Molecule: messenger RNA, 1533 nt
Organism: Kwoniella shivajii
Lineage: Eukaryota; Fungi; Basidiomycota; Tremellomycetes; Tremellales; Cryptococcaceae
Exons: 5
Coding region: 1-1533 (510 amino acids)
Biological process (GO): ergosterol biosynthetic process
Cellular component (GO): endoplasmic reticulum membrane
Molecular function (GO): Delta24(24-1) sterol reductase activity
Source: RefSeq, a predicted model, not a curated record